This is a messenger RNA of Ostertagia ostertagi, 1059 nucleotides long. Lineage: Eukaryota; Metazoa; Nematoda; Chromadorea; Rhabditida; Trichostrongylidae. The record is from the annotation of a GenBank genome assembly.
AUGAUGAGAAGGCAUCAAUAUGAUGACAAAGUUGACGUGAAGGAGCGCAGUGUAGCCACACUAUUAUACGUUCUGGUGUUACAAGUCAUCGUACGGAAGCAAUAUCGCCGGCUGUCGUGCUACAAAAUCAUGCUCGUACUAGGGGUACAAGACGUCACAGUGGUAAUUGUAACUACAUCGAUUGGUACAGUGUGCUUCCAUCCAUUACUGGAUCGACGGGCUGUAGGGCGGAAGGAGGGUUUUGUGGGCGCCACUGGGCGGUUCAAGAAAGUUACGCCGAAAGCGACGUACAGCCGCGGUCUCUACGAUAUGUGCGCGAUCGGAGUGAACUCUUUGCUGACCGGGUACUUCUGGUUGAUCGGUGCGAACUACUGUCUGAUGCCUUUAUUGAUGUAUGUUACUGGAGCCGCUGGCUUAGGUCUAUGGUGCGGUGCAUGCAUGAUUUGCUUCGUUCUAGUCAUCAAUCGAUUACUGGAUCUUUGGGACAAGCACACGAUGCAAAUGUUGUUCAAGGACGCACGUACCUACGUCAUUCUGCUGAUUCCAUUCUGUUACAGCCUCUAUUUCACGCUUUUCACACCACCCCUGCUGUUCAAUUCAGAUCACACUGCCUGGUUUUUCAGUUCCUUCGCAGACAACCACAAUAUCGACGAGUUCUUCAACUAUCCACACACUACCAAUAACCUGCUCAUAGUUGUGCUCACAUGUUUACUGUAUGUGCAGUACUCUAGACUACUACUUCGUCACUCGAAAGUGGGUGCAGGAUUGUCGUGGGCACAGAAAUCGUUUUUCUUGCAAUCGUCGUCAAUUUGUAUGGCUAAUUUGAUUGCGGCGCUGAUCUACGUCUACAUGCAGUUCUUCCCAACGCCGUCAUAUUUCGUUCUUGUUGGCCAUAUCUGCUGGCAGCUUGGUCAUGGAUUUCCCGCUUUUGUUUACCUUCUGCUGAACCGAACAAUCCAGCGUGAGGCGCUUCUAUUCCUGGGAUUUCGCAAACGUCAGAUUAUUGUGAGACCAAGUAUUGCCGUCGCAUCGAAGACAGUGGUGGCCACCGAUGGUUGA